GGUAUUAAAAUGACCCACCCAAGCUUUUGGCGGCGGAGGGCGCCCUGAGGCCUGGCACUCGACCGCUGGUUCGCCAGUCUAUCACUGCAUCCAGUCCUCUGGAUCCAUCAUCCACCACCUUCGACCUCUGUCCACCACUCACCCCGUCGGCUUCGACGACGUCUGCACCGCCAACCUCACCUCCUCCCUACGUCUUCUAUUCUCCUGCCCUGCGCAGCUCUGCAUUCAGCUGUAUUCAGCGAAAUCAACUGUCGGCAAUUUUUUUUAAAACUCAUUUUACUUGCGUUUCCGGGGUUCUGCUGUGUGCGUUUCUCCUACUUGCUUUGGGUUCCAACCUGCUUCUUGGGGAUCUUUUUUUUUCUUGUUGGGUUCUGGGACAGCGAACAUUUCACCAUUUCUACCUUUUCACCAGCGCCUCUGCUUGGGCUUUUCUUGAGUCGACAGCGACGCCUCACACCUUGCACUUCGUCCGACUUCGCUCGAAUUUGACCCUUCGAUGACAGACCGAAACAUGGCUGCCGCCCGCCGCAGAAAGAUCGGGCACCGUCGCCGCGUUGAGGAUGAGGGCGAAGAGGAGGGUGGCCCGGAUCACCUGGAUCUAGAUGAUGAUUCGCUCUCGGACGCUUCGAUUGCGACUGAUGACCACGAUGCCGACAACGACAGCGACACAAGUAACGUCGACGAAGUCGUGCCGACAUCGCCCACUGCCACAAAACCGACCGAAACUACCGACAAAGUCGCGAGCAAAGUCGACAGAUCAUCACAAAAACUUCCUGUCGUACCGGGCAAAACCAUGUCAGACACCACUGCAAUGAUGCACGGCAUGGCGCUGGACGAUGGAUCCACAGCGCAGGAAUUACACUUUGAUGAAACUCAGACCGACGAGGCGCAACGUGAGGAGCGGCAAGACGGACAGAAUGCGGACCCUCCGGCUCCAUCGAAAUCGCCUGGUGCGCCUGUCGUUGUGAGCUCGACAGCAGCCACAAGACCGUCUUCGGAGCACGCAGAUGGUAGACGGCGCCAUGAACAUGACGACUAUCGGAAGAAGAGAGACGAGGAUCCGGCUUUUGUGCCGAACCGGGGUGCCUUCUUCAUGCAUGAUCAUCGACAUGCUGGACCAGCUGCGAACGGGUUUCGACCCUUUGGGAGAGGCCGGGGUGGUCGAGGUGGACGAGGGGGCAUAGGAGGACCAUUCUCGCCGAUGAACCAAAUGCACCGCCCUGGUGAUCCCACCACUACGUUGCCCUGGGCUCACGACAUGCACGAGACAGUCGCCGCGCGCGGCCCCGGCCCAAGUCGUCAACCGCGGCAGCUGCCAGAGCCUGAAGGCCCUCCAAAUGGCAACGGGUUCAUCCCAACACGAGAGCCGAACCCCACUCCCAUCAACCGCAUGUUGUCGACCGAGAAGCACAUUGGAAAUGUCCAGGUCAGAGUCUCCUUGCCUGGGAUGGCGAAGGCUUUGGUUAAGCCUGGACUUGCUGUCAAGCAGUACACCAAGUUGCCUGAUCACCGCCCGCCUCUGCGACGAGACAAACCAGUCCGCAUCUCCCUCCCAGACCGCCCGCCGCGCUACAUUUAUCCAGCCGUCGAUCGAUCAUUCAUUUUCAUCCCCAGGGCCAUGCGACCCAACCAGCAGCGGGGUAGGGGCAAAGGGCGGUCGGGUGCCAUGGGCUCUGCUGGCGGCUUCUCGAGGAGGACAAGUGUCUUUGGUGGGAGUUACUAUGGCAGCAUGUAUUCCCCCAGCGUGGCGAUGAGCAGGAGGUCGAGUUUUGCUCAGGAUCGCGAUGCCAUGUUCUCGCCGGCAGCGUCAGUGGCUUCUCGCGCAGGGCCACCUGCGGAAAACGCCAGGCCUGUCGUUCGCCUUCCGCCAUCCACACGAUCCGAAGCUGUGCCCGCCAUGCACAACGGCCACGCUCCUACCCUGCCUAUCAACGGACCACCACCACAAUUUCAGGAAAACCGCACGGCGGACGGCGUGCCCAUACACCAGCCUCGCCCAAAGAAGAAUAUCUCUGUGGCCGACAUCGAGUCCCCUUCGUUCAACCAGGGCCCGGCAUUCCAGCAAGCCUUCCACCAGCAGAUGCCCAUGCAGAUGGGGAAUGGCCAUCCAAAGGAAAAUCACGCCCGACAACACUCGUACUUGUCGCAGCGUUCCUCGGGGACGCCCUUGUCUCAAAUACCCGAACGGGCCAUCCACGCUGCGCCCUUCCAGCCGAACCCUUACGGACAGGUUAUGCCACAGCAGCCCUACUACGGCCAGCAGGAGUUCCAGGGUCCAGUGCCACCUGCUUAUUCACCUUACUACGGCGGCAGCGCUUACAACGCACCCACCAUGGCCGCUCCUGUUGUUCCUGGCUACGGGCCCCCCUCACAUCACGGCGCUCCCAGUGGCUAUGCGCCCCCGGCAACCGAUCCUGCAGCAAUGCAAGCAAACGACCCUGCUCAAACAGCGAAUGGUCAACUAGUUGCCCAGGAGGCCAACGGCAUGGUUUACUACUACAAUACCCCACAGCCUGGGUCAAUGAAUCCCUAUCAGCAAUACCCGACGGCGCAGCCAUAUCAGCCCGGCGGGAUGGGGAUGGGUGGCAUGGUCACCCCUAGUCCAGAUGGAUACUACUAUCCCCAAGGAGGGCAGAACAUGGUGUAUUAUCCCCAAUAGCCACAAGUCUGGCCCGAUCAUCUCUAAUUGGAAAAAUGCUCGCUACACUGCGCAGCGAGGUUGGAAAUAAGCUGGAAGGAGCUCAUCGGUAGCUCACUUGGCGGAAGCUGAACGAGACGUUGUGUUGGUAACUCUUGUGGUCGUCUCUGUCUCGUUGCCCUUUUCCCCAGUCGAGGGAAUGCGUAGUGUUGAGUUGCUGUCGGUAGCAGCGGCGUUUUAGGUGUUUGGCAGAGGAGUCAUUCUACAUGUACGUAGGCGAAUGCUAUGCUUGGCCCUGGGGCUUUGCGGAAUCAAAUGAUGGCCAUUUGUGCGAAGCGUUGCAACGAUAUCUUCUAGUAACCAAGCUACUACGGUAGUACUGCCCAAGAACUACUUACGUUUAUCACAUGCUG
Molecule: messenger RNA, 3051 nt
Organism: Emericellopsis atlantica
Lineage: Eukaryota; Fungi; Ascomycota; Sordariomycetes; Hypocreales; Bionectriaceae
Product: CASC3/Barentsz eIF4AIII binding-domain-containing protein
Exons: 2
Coding region: 497-2659 (720 amino acids)
Biological process (GO): mRNA processing
Cellular component (GO): exon-exon junction complex
Molecular function (GO): mRNA binding
Source: RefSeq, a predicted model, not a curated record